This is a messenger RNA of Phytophthora sojae, 1899 nucleotides long. RefSeq lists its product as hypothetical. The record is from RefSeq and is a predicted model, not a curated record. Gene Ontology annotation, biological process: RNA 3'-end processing. Gene Ontology annotation, molecular function: nucleotidyltransferase activity. The coding region runs from base 1 to 1899 and encodes 632 amino acids. The transcript has a single exon. NCBI's taxonomy places the organism in Eukaryota, Oomycota, Peronosporomycetes, Peronosporales, Peronosporaceae.
AUGGACUACUCCGAUGCGGCUUGGUACGAUGUGGGUGGCGAGUCUGACAUGAUCUUCGCCCAGUGGCUGCUGGACCGCUGCGCCGACUUGUCCGACGUGGCGACGCCGGAGAGCCUCGAGGCGUGCGAGCGAGUGCUUCCGUGGUUCAGGAUCCGCCAGCGCCUGCGCGUGGAGCUGGGGCUCACCUGCUCGGAGACUGACGCAGAUGAGCCCAUUAGGCAACCAUCGUGGAGUGUGAGUGCAAUAGUGCAGGAGGUGGGGGGCGAUCUCCGGAGAUUGCGUCGCGAACUCGCCAAUUCCAGUUCGCAGAGUGGGGGGAUUUUGGAGAAAGCGGCUGUGGCCGAAGUGGUGGAGACGGCCACGGAGCUGCUCAUCAGUCGGGCGGCUGGAGAGGACGAAAUGGAGUUGUACGAGUGGACGGAGGUACUGGAGGGCGAGUGGCUCUGGAAGGACAAAGCCAGAGAUGCGGCAGUAGCCGCGUGCGGGCAGGUGAUGGCCUUCGUGAAGCUGUUGCUUGAAGCUCCUAGUGGUGAUGAUCACCAGGUUAUCAAUGUGCCGACGAUUGCUUCCGAUACGGAGUGGUUGUGGUCUUUGGAGCUGCAGCAGAUUCCGAAGAUGAACACUGAGGAAGCGAACCGUCGAAGGGUUGCGAAGGACAUCGAGUCCAUGGUCCGCCGCAAGUGGCCGCGGUGCAAGCUGGAGGUCUUCGGCAGUUCCUUGUCGCUAUAUGGAUCGCUGGGCUCGGAUCUGGACAUGAGUAUGCUAACAAAAGGACCGUGUCGUGGAAGCAGGUUGCCAGAUGAGAUGCUGGGGUUUUAUUAUCUCAAACGACUCGUGGACAGAAAGGUUUGGGAUGAGGAGGAGGUGAAAACAGACCUAGGUGCACGUGUCCAGCAGCUGGAGAGGGUGUCUUCGCAGGCCCUUGAUAGCCCCAGCAGGCUCUACAACUCCAAAGACCCAAAGCAACAACAACACGCGGUACUCUUCGACAUAUACAUGGAGCUACUUGAAGAAGCAGUUACCUCCAAAAUCGAUGGCAUCUACUGGCGAGCCGAGGUGUACGGUGAUACCGUUACCACUCCAAAAAAUGGAUCCAAGGACAAGCUUCUCCGCGACAGCAAGCGUCGAAAGAAUGAGCUCUUCGAUCUCAAAUCCAUUCUGGAAGCUGAACCUGAGAUUCAGAUCCAAUCCUUAGCCUCUCACGCGCGCGUCCCCGUCAUCCGCUUCCAGUACAGGCAAGGUGACCUCGACUACAAAUGCGACUUGUGCUUCGACAACGAGUUGGGUCUGCGAAACACCCGACUACUGCGUGCGUACGCGUCUUACGACGACAGAGCCCGCGACUUGGGCCUGGCUGUGAAAUACUGGGCCAAACAGCGUGGAAUCAGCGACACCGCGUCGGGAUUUCUGAGCUCGUACUCGUACGUGCUCCUCAGCAUUUACUACCUGCAGAUCGUGCACGUGCUCCCGAACCUUCAAGCCCCACGACUUCUUGAGCUCGCGGGUGUUUCACCCGAGUACUACGACAACAUGAACAUUGCCUUCUGUGAAGACCGAGAGAUCGCCGCUGUCUUUCACGAGCAAACCAGUGCCGACGUGGAUUCGCAAGACGCGUCAAUAUCUGAGCUGCUGCUGGGGUUCUUCAAGUUUUACGCCACCCAGUUCGACUACGUCAAGCACGCGGCGGCCAUCCGAACGCCCGAGAGAUCUGUGUCGAAGCAGUCUCUGUGGGGGACCAAGGCCAAAUCGUGGCGCAUGAGCAUCCAGGACCCUCUCCAGACAUCGCGUGACCUAGGCGGCAUGCUCCACUUCAACAGCCAGCGAAAGAUCGCUCAGGAGAUGCGUCGAGCUCACGAGUUGCUGGCGCAGCGUGGAAGUUUCCUGGACAUGGUGUGCUAA